CCUCUCCAGAACGCGCUGAUGCUCGCCUGCUCCAAGGGCUUUGUGGACAUCGUGCCGCUGCUGCAGAAGUGUCCCUACAUCAACAUCAACCAGCAGGACAACGAUGGGAACACAGCCCUCAUGAUGGCUGCCCAGGCAGGACACAUCACCAUUGUUAACUACCUCCUCAACUACUACCCUGCCCUGGAGGUGGACCAGCGGGACCCGCGGGGGCUGACGGCGCUGAUGAAGGCGGCGGUGCAGGGGCGGCGGGACUGCGUCACCGCCCUGCUGCUGGCGGGAGCUGACCUGCAGGCCGUGGAUGCCGUGAAGGGGAAGACAGCCCGGGAGUGGGCGACCUUCACCGGCCGCUUCGAGACCACCGUGCGCAUCCGGACGCUGCUGCGGCGCCCGCGCGCCGAGCAGUUCGCGGCCCAGUACCGGCCCGAGUGGCCAGCGCUGGCCGCGCUGGUGGCCAAAGCCCUGAGCCCCAAAUCCAGGAGCGAGAGGCUGUCGGAGAAGAUCCGCUCCAUCUUCACCUUCAACAUCCCCCGCGAUCCCAAGGAGGACGGUGUGCUGGACCACAUGGUGAGGAUGACCACGUCCCUCGCCAGCCCUUUCGUGGCCACCGCUUGCCAAACCGUCUGCCCCGACAGCCCGCCCGAGGUGGGCAAGCGCCGGCUCUCGGUGCCGGAGAUCCUCGGGCGGCACGUGCCGGACGAAGGCGACGCCUCAGAAACGCGCAGCGCCGGGGGAUCCUCCUGCAACGGCCACGCCGUGUCCGACGUCUUCCCCGGGGAGCCCCUCCCCAAAAUCAAAGUGAGCAAAGCCUCGGGCUCGCCCGCCGGCGAGAAGAAGCCGCGUGUGAAGGACAAGCACCUGCUGCAGCCGCCGCAGUGGAGGUACAAGAUGCUGAAGGAGGAGAAGAAAGCGGCCGAGGAGGCCAAGACGGGGGAGAAGAAGAAGAAAAAGAAAAAGAAAGGCUAA
Messenger RNA from Ficedula albicollis (Collared flycatcher), 966 nucleotides. RefSeq names its product ankyrin repeat domain 33 (gene ANKRD33). The record is from RefSeq and is a predicted model, not a curated record. NCBI's taxonomy places the organism in Eukaryota, Metazoa, Chordata, Aves, Passeriformes, Muscicapidae. The coding region runs from base 19 to 966 and encodes 315 amino acids. The transcript is spliced from 4 exons. Gene Ontology annotation, molecular function: protein binding.